Messenger RNA from Mycena indigotica, 6480 nucleotides. RefSeq lists its product as uncharacterized. Gene Ontology annotation, cellular component: cytoplasm; plasma membrane. The record is from RefSeq and is a predicted model, not a curated record. Gene Ontology annotation, molecular function: small GTPase binding; guanyl-nucleotide exchange factor activity. Gene Ontology annotation, biological process: small GTPase-mediated signal transduction. The coding region runs from base 1 to 6480 and encodes 2159 amino acids. The transcript is spliced from 14 exons. NCBI's taxonomy places the organism in Eukaryota, Fungi, Basidiomycota, Agaricomycetes, Agaricales, Mycenaceae.
AUGGCCGGGCAGUGGUCUCCCCUCCCUCUUAUUGUCUAUGGCUUCGUGUCCCAUCCAUUGACGGUUGGAGCCCGCGAGCAAAGCCGCUUCUCAACUAGGAAUCGACUUUCUACUGUCACUGAAUCUUCGGCAGGGGAGGACCAUUUCUUGCACCGUGACGUUGUGGCGUUGGAGGUCGGAGACGAGAUCUACGCGUUUGAGAAAUAUACGCCACGUGGAAAGGAAGUGGAGGGGAUUUGGUAUCGAGGUUAUGUCGUUUGCACCACUCGACGACCAGCAGUAACUUGGGCGCUUGGUUCGGACCCUUCUUCGUCUGCCUUAAAACCCCCCCAAAAGAUGGAAGAACCUCACCAAGUCUUUAUUGGGAUUUUCCCCGCUUCUCAUGUCUAUAUCCGGGACGAAUUCGCGGACGCAGAGGGCAAACUGCCAGAGUUGGCCGCCACAUUGAACGGCGGAAGUUGGGCUUCAAGCAACGCCUCUCAUGGAACUGCUAGUCCCGGCAGCUCAUUCAUGCAGUGGUCUGGAAACAAACCAAGCUCUAUCAUGGGCAGCGUUAAAGAGGAAGAAGAAGAAGACUUGGAUCUCUCAGCUUCGGCAAAAUCAUUUCGUAUCGGACCUCCACCCGAUCUUUCGCGGUCUCUUCGUUCUGGUCAUCCAAUAUACCCUCCAAGCCUUAGGUCAGCUUCUGUUCGGUCUUCUUCUCCAGCCGAAUCCCAGUCCCUUAAACCACUACCCCCUCGACCGUCACUCAAGUCGGGUGGUGAUACCGCGGCAGGCGCGAGUCAACCUAUCGUGGACGAAAUUGCAUCAGCUUUGCGCGAAUGGCACACCUUCAUGUUCCAAUAUCUCGCUCGUCGCGACUAUAAACUAUUCCAUGUAGUCCGCGAGCACAUAGAAAUUCUUCAUCUUGGACGUCGGCAACUCCUGGCCCAAACUCUCAAUGCGGAGGAAGCUGUCAACAUGAGGCGGGACUGUGUCGCACGUCUUGUUAGUGGAAAUAUUUUGCAGGGACUCGACGUAAUCGUUCGUCAUCCAACCUGGGGGUCACUCGUCACUGUCGAUGUUGACGGCCAGGCAGAUCAACACAGCUGGGUCAGCGCUGUUCGCAUGUACUCAAUGCAGGUCAACCUUGCGUAUCUUAAUGUGCCUUAUGCGGAUUCGUUGCCGCUUGCUAGUACUGAACAUAUCACUACUAAUUCACUCCAAACACCGGCUCACUCCGCGUUCCCCGAUUCCGUUCACCAUAAACCUCGCUCACUUUCUCUCGGGAAUUCUGGCGACUCCGUCCGCCCAACAGCCAAGUUUUUCCACAUCUACUUGGACCUGCGUGCUUUCGUUGCAUCUCCUUGUGCACCAGGAGAAACAGUCGAACUUUUUUUCUCCCUCUACAAACGUUCUGGACAGUUUAUCACAGAAGAGUUCUGUGCUAUACUAAAUCACAACGGUGUCCUUGCACGUGAUCCCUCCAAGCGAAUCCGUACUCUGUUCACUGAUUUAGCCCCUUCGGACGUACAAGACCCGGUUUACUUGGUCUGUCGUAUUGUUAGAAGUGGCGCCAUGAAGACGACCGAACUGGGCAGGCAAGAUAGCCAUGGUCUUCGUUCAGACGGGGAUGGACCUACCAGUCCCCGUGCCAACGACUUCUCGUCCCCCUUCCGCAGGCCCUUUGGAUGUGCAAUCCUAGAACUAACUCCACUUGCUCGAAUGAGUACAGACGACUCAGAUGCGACUCCUGCUCGAGAGUUUCAAAUGCCAAUAUAUGUGCCCACCAACGAAGCGUCGUUCUCUAUGAUGCAUCAAAACAUUAUCAGCAAGAACACCAAAGAAUACGAGAAGUCGCCCAGAGCUGAAUCAAUGGCGGUUACAGUCAAGAUUUUCCGUGGCGACUCCGCUAUCAUAGUCAAAGAAAACACAUCGCUUCUACAAGAUACCCCUCAUACUCUUCGACUUGGCUUUCCUGACGUCGUAUUCCCUGGCGAUGUGCGAAAUGAGUUUUACAUCAAACUGUGGUCAGGUGAAUUCUCAUCUAGCAACAACGCAUCUGGCCGGCUCAGCGUUGCUCAAUUCGCUCGGGGCCAAAUGGGACCCCCGUCAAAUAAUGUUCAGGUCACCGUUGAAGUUCGCGACGAGGAUGGUCGCCCUAUUGAAUCUGUUGUCUCGCAGGGUAGCGGAGAGCCAACUAUGACUCAGUUCCACUCUAUGGUCUUCCAGCGAUGCAACGAGCCAACCUUUGGCGAGUUGAUUAAAGUGCAACUACCUUUACAAGGCAUUCCACAGUGGCAUCUGUUUUUCACUUUCCGCAAUCGAUCAGGACGAGAUCGAGGCGCACGUGACUCUGAACGACCAUUCGCUUUUGCCUUCCAGCCACUCUUCCCGGAUCGGCGUGCCUUCGUAGAAGACGGAAGUCAUACCUUGGUACUAUAUCGAGCCGAUAAACUGUCACAAGUUCCCCCAGAAGUUUAUCUCACCGCUCCACCUUGGCUUGCAUCCAACCAGCGGCAUGAUCAGCUUAUCAUACCUCCAGAAAUGCAGCGUCUUGCUCCUCCGCUUCGGGAUACGCUUACCCUCCGCUCUUCCUUGUGCUCCACCAAGUUCACACAGAAUCCUGUUCUUCUGAGUCUAUUGAGCUGGGACAAAUUGGCGGAUCGAGAGUUGCUUUCCACCGUGCUUACCAAGUUCACUUUCGUUGGGGAAGGGGAGAUCGUUAAGUUUCUGCGCGAUAUCUUCGACUCUCUGUUUGGCAUCCUUGUUUCCGCCAACAAUGUUUCCGGCGAGAUGGAUGAAUUGGUUUUCAAUGCACUGGUCACAGUUCUCGGCAUCGUCCAAGACCGUCGUUUCAGCAAUUUUCAACCAGUUUUGGACGUCUACAUUGAGCAACACUUCAAUUGUGCUGCCGCGUCGUCACAUAUGGUCCAUUCUAUGACUCGGCUGCUCUCUAAUCCUACCUCUGCGGAAAGUGCUUCACCUCUUCGGGCAGCUCUCAAAGUUUGGCACUAUAUCUUCAAAUUCAUAACACGGGCAAGAGAGCUUCAGAAAGCAAAGGAACUUGGAAUGGGUGGUGGGGCUACAGCUGAUCAUUUUGAAUCGAACUUCAAGAGAGAAAUCCGUUCUCACCUGGCUGAAGUAACACGCAUGAUGGCCGCCACAUCUCCUCCGUCGAUCAUCGGAACGCAAACAAUUGCCCUCCAACAUUUCACUUCAAUUCUCCCCGAAUUGGCGAAAAUAUUCUCCACCAUAGAAUUGGUUUCCAUUGCCACCAGCUUUGCCAAUGCAGUGACCGUGGGCAAGGGGAAAAUCGUGAUUUGGAAGCUAAUCAUGUACCUUCACAUUGUCAAGGGCUUUUUGUUCGACAACCCGGAAUCGCGACCCCUUCUCGUCGAAGCUGUUGUCAUAUGGAUCAAACCUCAUUUCGGAAAGUAUGACGACUACAACACGAACGAGUCGGAGAGCGUCAAAGAUGCAGCCCGCAUCAACUGGCUAGAGAGCAUUCGUCUUUGCGUGACAAUCGUUGCCGUGAUGCUAGACAAGCUACAACAAUAUCUGGUGUCUCCCUCCAUAGCUGGCGAUCGAAUUCGACAUCGGAAGGAGGAAGAUAACGUCGAGAAUCUCCUCCCUUUGAUCCCAAGAUUGCUCGAGUCUUAUCGUGAAUUUCAAAACUCAGCAUCCCGCAAAGCUAUGGAGCGCACUCGGACCUCUUUGCCAAUGAAGAGCAACAUUCCCGUCACAUUCCCCGAAUCAUAUCCGUUUUCUUUGCUGGCUCAACUUCCCGAAAGCCCGCGCGGUCCUUUGACUCCCGGCGCUUCUGAUACGGAAAAAGUUUUCAAUCCCGGGCUAGGAGAGACGGCCACAGUUCUCCUUGUUCUGAUUCUUUCGUCGCCGACGAAGCAUAUACUCAACUUUUUUGAGCUCAGCCUUGAUAUCGAAGGCCGAGACCGCUUUGUAGCAUUGUUGUUGCAAUUUUUCCGAGUGGCGACCUCGAUACUUGAGAAUGAUGCUUUCCCUCCGACCUGGCUCAAUAUCAAUGUGUUGGCGCACAAAGUUCUUGUGAAGAUGAUGGAACCAAUAGCUGCUAUAAUGGAGAAGGAGUUUAUUCCGCCACAAGAAGAGCAGGCCCAAUUCAAGACCCAGCUCUGGAAAGAUUGCUUUUACAUGUUUCUCAAGUUGCUGUCUUCAGACCAACUAGUUAUUGAAGAGUUCAGUCCUCAGAAAUGUCGAGCUGUGUGGCGCUUAGCCGGCGAUAUCAGAGGCGAUGGUGCCUCUCUUCUGCUCACAUUAUGGCAAGGGCUUGGAUGGGCAGAGCACCCCUCUACUGCUGGUGAACCAGUGACUCGAUACGGUGGUUACCAGGUAUACCUUCAUCCGCUGGUCGGUCAAGUCGUCAAUCUCUGCUUGAGCCACCACGACCAACUGCGCAACAAUGCCGUCCAGAUGCUCUACAGUAUGAUCGUAUCGGAAUAUCACCAAUCACAGAAUUUCGACGACAUCGAGAACGAACUGGUCACACGAUUGGAUUCGUUGUUUAUGUCAGACAGCAAAGGCGACGACAUUUCGCGAGCCUUCUUCAUUGGCCAUCUCCGGCAUUUGUUCUAUUCUACUGAAGUAGACGAUGGGCUGAGAGAACGGGUCUCGGUUUUCCUCGACUCUGUUGACCUCUUCCUUGAGCUUCUGCUCAGCCUGCGCGCUUUGCCCGAGGGCGAUGAAUAUGCUGAUGACCGCGUCAUUGCUACUCUUCGUUUAAUGAACUUUAUCCGUCGAAUUGGUCGCGACGAAAUCUAUAUCAAAUAUGUCCACCAACUCGUCAAUAUGCAUCUGCAGUCCCAAAACUACGUUGAAGCGGCCUUGACUCUCAAAUUGCAUUCUGACUUGCAUGAAUGGGAUCUGAACUCAUUUGUUGGCCCUAUGGAAGACCUGGGUCUUCCACAACAAUCUCACUUCCAUCGCAAGGAGACCCUAUAUCUAACAAACCACACAGGGAAAGGUAAAGCAUGGGAGAGUGCCAUCGACAUCUGUAAAGAACUCGCAUUCCAGCAUGCAGAGGUCACUUUCAAUUACGGUCGACUUGCAGAGAUUCUGCGACACCAGGCUGCCUUACUGGAACAUAUCGUCACCGACCAGCGCUAUUACCCGGAUUAUUACCGAGUCACAUUCUAUGGUAGCUUCCCCGCUGCGCUGCGAGACAAGCGCUUCAUUUACCGAGGCUAUGAGUGGGAGAAAUACGGUGCAUUCUGCGAACGAAUGUUGAGCAAACACCCCGGAGCGCAACUCUUGAAGACACCAGGAGAGCCAUCAGUCGACAUCAGAUUCGGGCACGACCAGUACAUCCAAUGUACCGCUGUCACGCCAGAACCUAAUCGUUCACUUCCUGUGUUCACGAAUCCCGAUGCGCCAGUUCCUGUCAAGACUUACUACGAGCAUUCGGCUAUCAAUUUGUUUAGCUCGUCACGCCAACUCAAGAAGAUUGGGCGCUCAGGCAUCGAGGAAAUCUGGGUGGAAAAAACCUACUUCACAACGGAGGAGGCAUUCCCCACGGUCUUACGUCGGUCCGAGGUCAUUGGUCUGGAAAUCAUCGAGAUUUCUCCCGUGGAGAACGCUCUUAGUGAAGUCGAGUUAAAGACCAAAGAGCUCGCUGCUCUCAACCUCAAAUAUCAAGCACUUGCCAAGACGGCUCAACCAGUAUCAACUAACGCUCUGGCCAUGUCUUUGAACGGCGCCGUAGACACUCCAAUCAACACUGGUCUCUCCGCCUAUCGGCAAACUUUCUUUGAUCCAGAAUACGUGGCGCGACAUCCAGAACGCGGGGAGCUCGUUGAAAAAUUGAAAUCGGCGAUUGACGAGCAGGUUGUUGUCAUUGAUCAUUGCAUGAAGCUUCAUGGCCAGCUGUGUCCACCGGAAUUCAUUCCUUUCCACGAGACACUAGAGAAAUUCUUCAGGAAGAAUUUCCGCGAUGAAAUCAGACGCCUGGGUCUUGACGUUCCCGAUCCAUCUUCUCCGUCCUAUGUUCCUCGCCAACCAUCUCAAUACCCAUCAUCCACCUACGAGCAAUCUGUGAAGCGAAGCUUGACCUCGACGGUCUCUACUACGAAGCCUCGUGCGCCGUUCUUUAUCCCACCGCUACAAUUGGGCACGUCUGUGAUCAGCCCUGUCCCAACAUCACCAAGGUCUCCCAUCAGCCCUCCAGACAUUAUCCACCAAAGACAAACACCUCUACAAAGGCAUCUAGCCCAUCUUGCACGCCAUGGAAUCAAUGGUGUCUCAUCAGCGCCAGGCGAUACUGGAGGGAGUGAUUCCUUGUCGGCCGAGUCGCCUCACAAUUCCUUUGUCAACGUUGGCAACGGUGUCCAUGCUGUUUCCGGUGCCAAAAUGUCUGGAGCGUCUGUUGCCACGUCAAAAAGUUUUACUUCAUUCGGCUCUCUCAAAGGUCGCUUUUCCAGGUUUGGGAGCUUGAACUUUGGUCGCCGUGGUGCGACUUCUUCAUCUUGA